AUGAUUGCUAGAGACGUCAUCAUGGCAACAACCGAUGAGGACAUUGCAUAUAGGCUCCUCACUGCUUACGACAGUAUUAGGAAGUUAAAAAUUCGAUUAGCCAAAGAGAAUGCCAGCCAAGAAGUGCCGACUGAAUCAAGAGAACUCGAAAGAGUCGAUUAUAUAGAACAAAAAAUCAAGUCUCUUGACAGGGAUUUUGACCGACUUGGACGAAUGAUUGAAGAAUACAUGAGCUCUGACGAGCUCGAAGGCUGGAGUGACAGAACCGACGCAGUCUGUUACGACAGAGGAUCGCCACUUGACGAGCUCUACGGGUUGGAUCAAGAACUUGACAAUCAUAACGACGAGCUUGGAGAAAUGAAACGAAGAUUUGGGCUGGAGUAG
This is a messenger RNA of Oikopleura dioica, 384 nucleotides long. Lineage: Eukaryota; Metazoa; Chordata; Appendicularia; Copelata; Oikopleuridae. The record is from the annotation of a GenBank genome assembly.